This is a messenger RNA of Suillus subaureus, 351 nucleotides long. RefSeq lists its product as uncharacterized. Bases 85 to 300 code for a protein of 71 amino acids. NCBI's taxonomy places the organism in Eukaryota, Fungi, Basidiomycota, Agaricomycetes, Boletales, Suillaceae. The transcript is spliced from 4 exons. The record is from RefSeq and is a predicted model, not a curated record.
GAUGGGGGAUCAGAUCAUUCUGCAGAUAAGGAACUUGCCGAACGGAAGUCGGCACCAAAUGCCGGCAAGAAGAUGAUGUCAUAAAUGUCAUCAGCUGGAGGCACACAAUCACCGCCUCUUGAAUAUACAGAUUCGCAUAGGCCUAUGGGGGUUUCUUCUAUUGAUGGUAGUGUCUCGGAGCCAAUGUUGGAUGCGGAGCAACGAAAGACUUAUUUCGCUGAGCCGGAACCGGAAGAACGCGGAGGAAUGAAGGGGGUAGGGAAAGAGCAACGAAAGGAAUCCACGAAGGAGAAACAGUGAUUGCUAACGUUGAUGAUCAUGGGAACGCGAUUAGUUCAUGAAUCAAAGCCU